AUGAUACCCAAGAAAGGAGACCCAACGCAGCCAAAAAAUUACAGACCUAUCACCUGUCUGCCUGCCGUUUACAAAAUACUUACAUCGACAAUUAGCCACAAGAUUAACAACCAUAUCGAUAACAACAACAUCAUGUCUCCAGAACAGAAUGGAUGCAGACAAAAAGCACGAGGAAGCAAAGAACUGCUGAUAAUCGACAACACCAUUACCAAGCAAGCCAAAAAAAGGUUGAAGAAUAUCUCGGUUGCCUGGAUAGACUACCAAAAGGCGUUCGACUCUGUCCCACACUCAUGGCUUCUCGAGAUACUGAGAAUUUACAAAGUCGAUCACGAGGUGGUUGAACUACUGAAAAGUCUGAUGUCAACAUGGCGCACCUGUUUAACAUGGAAUAAGAAGUCCUCCUCCACGCCAAUCAAGAUCAAAAGAGGAAUAUUCCAAGGUGAUGGUCUAAGCCCUUCGUGGUUCUGCCUUGCGCUUAACCCUCUUAGCAACAUACUGAAUAGGGCAGCAUACAGCUACUCAAUGGACUCACAGAACAAAGUCAGUCACCUAUUUUACUUAGACGACCUAAAAUUAUUCAGCAGGGGUCAAAAACAGCUAGAGGGACAGUUGGAGUUGGUAAGAAAAUUCAGCGAGGACAUAGGCAUGAUAUUUGGCCUCGAAAAAUGUGCAGUGGUAAAUGUGAGGCGUGGCAGACUGGCUGAGGGGGAGAAUGUUGAACUGUCGGACGGUCGGACAGUGCCAAUACUGGGACAGGAAGAAAGAUACAAGUACUUGGGUAUUCAGCAAACAUUCGGGAUCAGACAGCAGGAAAAUAAGAUGGAAACAGAGAGGGAGCUCAUAAGGAGAGUCCGCCGCAUCAUGAACACCCAAUUGUCGGCAAAAAACAAAAUGGAGGCCAUCAACAUCUGGGCUGUGCCAGUGUUCGCGUAUACUGCUGGAAUUCUCAUCUGGUCGAAAUCAGAUCUUGAGAAACUAGACAGAAAGAUCAGAUCCAUCCUCACGCAAUAUGGUACGCUUCACCCGAAUUCCGCUAUUGAAAGGCUCUAUCUGCCACGUAAAGAAGGAGGUCGAGGACUAAGUAAUUUGCAGGACAUAUACCUGAAAGAAGAGAAGAAGAUUAAGAACUACUUCCAGACAGGAAUCACACCAAUCCAAAAAUGGGUGGCUUCACAACGCUACCCCUCCUCGGGAGAAACCAGCACGCAUGAACCUGAAAUCGAAGACUUCAAGGAGAUAUUGAAGCAAAACUGGCAGACAAAACCUCUGCACGGAAGAUUCUUCGCAAGCCUGAACCAGUCUGAUGUAGAUAAGCUGAGCUCGAGUACUUACCUGACGCAAGGUUACCUUUUUCCCCAAACAGAAGGAACAUUCCUGGCGAUUCAGGAUCAAGUCGUGCCAACACGAGUCUACACUAAGCAUAUCAUGAAACAACAGGUACAAACAACAAAAUGUAGACUCUGCGAUAAAGCCGAGGAAACUGUGCAGCACUUGUCAUCUGGAUGCUCCACAAUAGCCGGCACCAAAUACCUUGGACGCCAUGACAAUAUGGGGAAGGUCGUGCAUCAGUCGCUGUGCCUGAGGGAGCAACUACUCCCACAUUUCGUCCCACACCACAUAUACGCACCGCAGACUGUCCUGGAAAACGAAACCACCAACAACAUAAAGUUGAUCCCCAAACCAGAGUUCAAGAUUGACAGACUCCAUAGUAGGAUAAAAGAUAGCGUAAGCACAUUCCACAAAAGUGGAGUGAUAUAUUCUGUUCCAUGUUCGAUGUGUAAUGAAAUCUAUAUUGGACAGACGUCGCAACAGCUUAAGAAGAGGUUGGCUCAACAUAGAAGCGAUAUCAAGAACCCCAAUAAGAUAUGUGCCUUGGCAGACCACAGCAGAGAUAGAGACCACUUAAUGGACUAUGAGGCCACUAGGGUCCUAGAUUGCGAACGCAAUGGAGGAAAGCGUUCCUUUUUGGAAAUGUACCACAUCAAGCGCCACCCCAAUGCCAUGAAUUACAGAAGAGAUGUAAACCACAUCAGCAGCAUCUAUUCCUACCUAAUCCACUUCGACCAGGUCAAUGAAGGUGACCCAUCAAGACCACGAAGUGUAUCCAGUGACGGAGUACUUUCUGACGGCAGCAGGUCAGGAAUCGGUUGA
Molecule: messenger RNA, 2151 nt
Organism: Coccinella septempunctata (seven-spotted ladybird)
Lineage: Eukaryota; Metazoa; Arthropoda; Insecta; Coleoptera; Coccinellidae
Exons: 1
Coding region: 1-2151 (716 amino acids)
Source: RefSeq, a predicted model, not a curated record